Marchantia polymorpha subsp. ruderalis is the source of this 2423-nucleotide messenger RNA. The record is from the annotation of a GenBank genome assembly. NCBI's taxonomy places the organism in Eukaryota, Viridiplantae, Streptophyta, Marchantiopsida, Marchantiales, Marchantiaceae.
GCAGAAACAGAUAGAUAGCCCAAACGAUUCAACCGGGCCGGGCAAGCUGGAGCCCAACCAAAACAAGGCAACAAGCAGCAGCACAAGCAGCACAAGCAGCAGGGCAGCAGAAAGGAAGGAAGGAAGGAGGGAGGCUCUGGGUAGGGAAGAGAAGGGGGAGAGAGGGGGAAUGGGGGAACGGGGAGUGCAGGAAUACAGCCACUUGGGGGCAGUAUGAGUGAUCGGCGGCGAAACAGGGCCCGGGUUUUGCAAAUCUCCCCACUCUCGAAGGUGCCCACCCGCUCCCCAUCGCGGGCGGCCCGCGUUCGCCAGGUCUUUCCCGGGCCACGCUCCUGCCCGGCCCCGAGCCCCAGCCCUGCCCCUGCCCCUGCCCUGGAGCUCGCCUUGGCUCGGGCGCCUACGGGCCUCCCGGCUACGAGACCCGGUUGCAAACCCCAAUGCCGGCUAGGGUUUUCGCUUCCCUGGGCCCUCGCGAUGUGCUCUUCUGCUUCCUCCGCUCCGCAGCUAUGGCGUUUCUUUCGAGCCAGUAAUGUAGUUCGCUCACGGCCCCUCGGUUACUACAGUCGCAUCUCGUCAAGUGCGCCGCCGCGGGGCCAUAAUGGUGCACUUACCGAUUGAUUAAUUUACCUUUAAUCAGCUCAAACGAUGCCCACGUUACAAAGUUAUAAAGAUGGAAAUACAAGUACUUAGCCCUAGCAAACUAAUUUGAUUAUUAUUACUUGGUUCUCGAUUUGGUGCUAUGGCUUCGGUCCAUUUCGUCUGACUGGAGCUGCAUUCCUUGCCGCCCUCCCUCCGUCCUUUUCCAAGAUUGAAAGUAUGCAGGAUUUGCGAACCCAUUUUCUUGAAUCUAGGAACCGCUUCAUAGCACAAUUACGAGAAAAUGCUUCUUGAACUACAUUUUAUUUGGGGAAACAUGCUUGUAGCUGUACACAUGAGAGACUCUACACUCUUCGAUGGUGCACUUAGUGAUGCUAAGGGGGAUGGCAACUAUGUGGUCUUGUCUCUGCGGCUCCAAAUCGUUGUUGUGUUUGUGUACUGUCUCGUAUUGUACGGUGCGUGUCUGAAGAAGAGGCUCUUCGUAUUGGAUAUGAGCUCAGCUCGACCAAGUACGCGUCAGGUCUUAAAGCUACAGCCUUUGCAGUUAGUACAGUGUGUGGGAAAUUCGUCUGUUGAUUUUUCUCUUCUUUGCAUGUGGAAUGUUCGUGAAGAGGCGGUUCUUAGCCUGGCCUGUUGAUUGAUAGCGUUUGUGUGUGCUCCCUAGUGAUAAGAAUAUGGACUGGAGGAAAAUUGCUUUGAGGUGAUGUCAAGCAAAAGGGCAGCCUAGAGGGGUUUGUUGUAGCUGUGUGGAUAAACUUUUCUUAAUUACGGCUCUGCUUUAACUUCCACUUCAAGUCGAUUGUGUGUGUUUUAUCUGUCAAUACAGUUCUAAACGAUCAUCCAGCCUACGAUCUUUCGUGUCUUCCUAUAACCUAUUUGCUACUGCAUUUCUGGUGCUGCUUCACAUUUUCCCAGUCGGGUUAGUCCUGCAUAUCCAACUGUAUGAUGUUGUCCUUUCCUGUAUUCCUAACCUUUUUCUGUUCUACACAAUGGGCAUGUAGCAAAGCCCAGGAUGGAUAUAUCAGUGCAACAGUGAGUCCUGUAGGGCUCAAUGUCUUGGUCUAAUCACCAAAUGAAUAACUGAUCCCAAACUGUGUCCUCGAUGUCUGAGAACCAAAUCGAAGUCUCUUGAGUGCCAAGGCGCAACGUGUGGCAUGCUUCCCCAAGUCCAGCAGUCAGUAGGCUUCUCUCACCAGCUUUCCAUCGAGGUUUAUCGACCGUUUCAUCAACAUCUCCAGCUUCUAUUCAUCGCACUUCCAUAUCUGAAAGCAAAGUUCUCUACCCAGCACUCAUUCCAUCUGCGAUGGAGGUGCCUUAUUAACACGUUCUAUGUCCGGAGUCCUAGCUUCUUUCUAGGACCAGCUUAUUUCCACACAUUGAUGCAGAGUUAGGCAUUCUUUCACCUGCACUUAGCCACCUAAAUGAUUUUUAAUAUUUCUUCUUCUCUUCAGGCUUACAAGCCGAGUUUCUUACUGGAUAAGUCUUACCGAGUUUCUUACUUGGUGGUCAGUUGCGGACUAUCUCUGAACAACGACAUCUCGUGUGCGCGCACAGGGAGGGAAGUCCUUCGAGACAAAUUUUCAUCAACAAGUUGAUCACGAGAAUUACAGGAAUUUAUAAGGAAAUGUGUUGGAAUGUGUAGAAGAGUAUAUUCUCAGGGGCACUUGUAGAGUGCAUCCCGUGCCAGUACUGGAGGAAAGUUGUGGAUGAUUUUUGCCAACUGUUCUGUACCGUGAUCCCACCAAUUGUAGAUACGUAAGACGAUAAGCGACCAAAAGGACGGUUCGUGCAGGAGGUGAACACAAGUGGAGACUCACCGUGCUGCC